This is a messenger RNA of Ictidomys tridecemlineatus (thirteen-lined ground squirrel), 1781 nucleotides long. NCBI's taxonomy places the organism in Eukaryota, Metazoa, Chordata, Mammalia, Rodentia, Sciuridae. The record is from RefSeq and is a predicted model, not a curated record.
GGUCAGCUGCCCACGCUCUGCGAGGGGCCGCGGGUGGUGGCAGGUGGUUGGGAGCCCCGCUCAGCCGGCUCCCGCUCCGCCGCCAACCCGGCCCGCGCGCCGCUCCUCCCACCUGUCGCCGCCGCGACUGCUCCGCGGGAGCGGGCUGAGCGGGGCUGCGCGUGUCGCGAGGAACCCUGGGCCCAGUGUGCCCACCCACCCGGAGCCCCUCUCCCAGCCUCUCUGCUGGACUGUCACAGCUUGACGGGUGGGGUGGACACCCCGCCGCGACCCCCGCCUGGCACUCCACCCAGCGCCUCGAAGAAGUCUGCAGGCAGCGCCCCGACUGACCGCAAGCGCUUCCUGGCCACCCUGCGCUCAGGGGUCAGCCCAGUCAGACUACAGGGCAGUGUCCAGACACCGACUCAGCAGACACAACAUCUUUGUUUAUAAGUGGUGCUGAGGAUCAAACCCAGGCCGCACACAUGCCAGGAUCAUCGUGAGCUCGCCCCUGGCUGGAGGGAUCUUGAUGCGUGCCAGGCGUGCUCAGGCCGAUGCCGCCCACAAAGAAAAAGAAGAGCAAGGGACCUGUGGCUCCCGCGCCCGCCGGCCGUGCCCAGGGCCGGUUGCCAGGCCUACCGUCACCCGCGCUGUGCUGCGCCUGCGGUCUGUGCGUGCUGCUGGCGGGUGUGAACGUGACGCUAGUGGGUGCGUUCGCCUCCUUCCUGUCAGGCCACAAUGUGCCACUGAUCGUAGGGCCGGCGCUGCUAGUGCUGGCGCUCGGUUUUUUCGCAGCCUGCUGCGUGUGUAGCCGCCGGGGCCCUGCGCUCCGUACGCGCUCCUUGGAAGCGGCGGCCCGGGGCCAGAAUGGCGGGCGCGCGGGGCCGGUGGCGCUGGAGAUGGAAAGCAGCGAGCGCACGGCGCAGGACACCACGGCCGUACAGCUCAGCCCCGCUGCCUCGGCCGCGUCCUCUGGCCGCUCCAGCCCGGUCCCGGGCCCCGGCCUCUUCAGCCUGGACGCGCCCGCGCCCACAGCAGUUUGUGUGCCGCGCCCCGAAGGGUCGCAGCUCAACCUGCCCCGGGAGCUGUCCGCCUCCUAGCGGACUAAGACCUCUGUCCAUUCCCCUGUCUGGGUUCCCUCCAUCCUGUGUCACUUAAACAAAAACUAGAAGAGGGGGGGCUUUAAUUUUUUUCUCCAUAAGGAACCAGUCCUGGGCACAGGUGGCCUCACCUGUCUCAUUUCUGAACUUCUGGAGGGAAGAAUGUGGUGAAGGUGUCAAGGCUCACAUCCUAAAGAAAUGAGCAGCCUUGGCCCCUUAGACGGGGUCUCUGUGCCCUAUCUCACCUCACUCUCAAGACUUGAUGAAGCUGGGCUCCUGGACCUUGGAAGCUGACCCCACCCACAGUAUUGGGCACUGUGGAAAAAGAAGCAUCAAGCGGCUCUGGCUACCAGCAAGGCCCCUGUCGCCAAGAAGGGAGGAACUCAGCCCUAACUUGCUCCAUCCCUUCACACUGUGAAAGUCCUCUAGGCCCUCCUCUGCCCCUCCCCUACCUCCUUGUCUCUACCCCAACUUGAUCUUUGGGAUUCAUUUGGGAGGAGAGAUUCUGACUUCAGCCAUGAAUGGGUAGAGCCGAGCAGAGCACUCCCUGACCCCCACAGUGUGAGUCCUGCCAAGGAUGAGUGCUGAGGGGGAUUCUCCAACCCUGAAGGUCCCAGUGAUCUUCACUGACAACAAUGCUGCCAUCUUCACUGUGCCACAUCUAUGUUCCCACUCCUCAAUAAAGCACCUUUGGAGUCAGUC